GACUUUUGGAAAUUAACUUGAGGCAAGUUUGACGCAGCAUCUACUUAUAUAGUAGAAAUUGGUGAGACUCAGAAACUUGUACAUUUAUAAAUCUGAGCUGGCUGCUAGCUCUUGCUUCAAUCAUAUAUUAAGUACUCCACUUUUUAGCACAUUUUCAGUACUAAGAUCUCUCAAUGGAAACAGACAUUUCUUUCUUAUCUAAAAGUUCAAGUAGCUCUAGUGAUGAUGAAAUUGGAUUGAGGAGAGGUCCAUGGACUGUUGAAGAAGACAGUCUCCUCGUCCAUUACAUUUCCCAACAUGGCGAAGGGCGAUGGAAUAUGCUUGCAAACCGUGCUGGAUUGAAGAGAACAGGCAAGAGUUGCAGAUUGAGAUGGCUGAAUUACCUGAAACCGGACGUUAAAAGAGGGAAUCUCACUCCACAAGAACAACUCCUGAUUCUUGAACUUCAUUCCAAGUUGGGUAACAGAUGGUCAAGAAUUGCGCAAUAUCUACCGGGAAGAACAGAUAAUGAAAUCAAGAAUUACUGGAGAACAAGGGUGCAGAAACAAGCUAGGCAUUUGAAGAUUGACUCCAAUAGUGCAGCAUUUCAACACAUGAUUCGCUGUCUCUGGAUACCUCGGCUUCUUCAGAAGAUACAAGGUUCAUCUGUUAUCCCAACAAUGCAGACUUCACAAUCAACUUUAUUAUUGGAUUCACAAUAUGGUCCUUUAAAUAUCACGAAACUUACACAAACCCCACAAGUUUUAAGCUUAGAGAAUAACAGCAUCAGCAGCAGCAGAUGCAGUUCGAGUUCACCUUCGUCAGAAUCUAUGAGUAUCUAUAAAUCUCCCAACAUUAUUUCGGAAUGUCCUAAAAUUCCACCUCUUGAGAUGGGUGAUUCUGACUUAAAUUCGUUUGCCCAUUUUCCAUUUGAGGACAACAGUUAUGGUAUGGAUACUUUCAGCUCAGCAACUGGCAACUUUUUGAAUAAUUAUGAUCAAAUGGUGGGUGGAGAAAACAAUCUGAUGAAUGGUGAUAUUUUAGCUGACAGCUUGUGGAGCAUGGAUCAAUUUUAGCAAUUUCAGGAAAAGGGACCUAAAACUAUGGUCAUCUUUCUUGUUUCUUGGGAUUUUAGAACGAAAUAGUGACCUUAUAUCAUGAUAUUUUUACCAAAAAUAGUGAGGUUAUGACCAAUUGUUAAUAGUUGAAAUUGGGUGAUUGAAGCUAGUUUCAUUUUCAA
Messenger RNA from Nicotiana tabacum (common tobacco), 1219 nucleotides. RefSeq names its product transcription factor MYB62. NCBI's taxonomy places the organism in Eukaryota, Viridiplantae, Streptophyta, Magnoliopsida, Solanales, Solanaceae. The record is from RefSeq and is a predicted model, not a curated record. Gene Ontology annotation, biological process: regulation of DNA-templated transcription. Gene Ontology annotation, molecular function: DNA-binding transcription factor activity; sequence-specific DNA binding. Gene Ontology annotation, cellular component: nucleus.